This is a messenger RNA of Mytilus californianus (California mussel), 797 nucleotides long. RefSeq names its product gastrotropin-like. Lineage: Eukaryota; Metazoa; Mollusca; Bivalvia; Mytilida; Mytilidae. The transcript is spliced from 4 exons. The record is from RefSeq and is a predicted model, not a curated record. The coding region runs from base 170 to 589 and encodes 139 amino acids.
CUUUGUUAAAAUUUUGUCAAUAAUUUGGACGAUGUUUCAUUGUUUGGUUACAUUAUUUGUUUAAACUGUAAGCGUUGUAUUAGAGAAAAGCUUGAACUUUAUUUGAACAGAGAUACAUUCGAUUUUUGGAGUUUGAUUUAAUAACACGUUUAUUUUUUUAAAUUUAAAGAUGGCUCAAUUCAUUGGGAAAUGGAAAGAUGACUGUAGCACAUACACAAAUUAUGACCAGUUCGCUAAGGAAUCGGGUAUUCCUGAUGAACUGAUCGAAAAGUUUAGAAAUGCAAAGAAUACUGUUGAAUUCAAGCGAGAUGGAGAAUAUUGGAUUUGCGAUACAAGUAGUGAUGUUAUACCAAGCAAAUGUUAUAAAUUUAAACCUUCAGAGGAAGUUGUCACGACCGGUCCUAUGGGAAAAGGCCUAAAGUUUACAGUAACCAUUGAUUCUGACAGUAAAAUGACAAUGAAAGAACAAAGUGAACUGAUGGGAUGGAAAACAGUCACAGUUGUGAGGGAAAUAAAGGGAGAUAAAAUGAUGACUACAAUGGUUCUUGACAAUGGAACUGAAAUGACAGCUGAGAUGACAAAAUGUUGAGAUAAUAGCUAUGUUUAUGAGCUUAUCUGAUCUUCGUUGUCUGUAGUUGUGACUUUUCCUCUGAUAAAUGUUUAUUUCAGUCCUGUUAAAUGUCACUAUAUUUCCAAUGUAGUUGUUUAUAACCAUCGUAAUCUAUGCAUUUGUACGAUAAGAAAUGCAAACUUCGAUCAAAUAUGUAGUAAUUGAAUAAACAAAUGAAUCUAAAAAA